Messenger RNA from Drosophila eugracilis, 4743 nucleotides. It is a transcript of the gene Sulf1, whose product is annotated as extracellular sulfatase SULF-1 homolog. The record is from RefSeq and is a predicted model, not a curated record. The transcript is spliced from 10 exons. Lineage: Eukaryota; Metazoa; Arthropoda; Insecta; Diptera; Drosophilidae. Bases 843 to 4187 code for a protein of 1114 amino acids. Gene Ontology annotation, molecular function: N-acetylglucosamine-6-sulfatase activity; glycosaminoglycan binding.
AUCGCCAGCUGUUCGGACGCGCGUGGAAACUGGUCAAUGUUUGUUUUUAAUUUCGAACGGAACGGAAUGGUCGCUGAAGAGUUUAUAUACUCUAUUUGCGUAUUUCGGAAGCCCUUUACUGUAAUAUAAAAGUUUGAGUGAAAUUCGAAUAUCACAAAACAAAAAACAGCAUUAAGUAAAAGUGCGCGAAAAAAUUCGGAAAACCCUACAAAGAGAUCGCCUUGCAAAUCAAAUUGUAAGCCCACGUAAACAAUAAAUAAUACGAAAAGUGCAAGACAAACUGUUGAACAUAUACAGUUUCGUGGGCAGUCUUUGAAGGAGAAGAGAUAUUCGAAGCUCGUGGGAUCUAAUAGAGUGUUUCACCGGGUCGGCGGGCCCUUCAUUGCGUUGGUGUGGCCGGCUUAUCAUCGUCAUUUGUUCGGCUGCAAUUUUAUUGAACUGCUCCGGUUUGGCCGGACCUAUCUUCCUACCUAGUGGAAGCUUUUAAUCAAUCGCGAUUGUACAACCAAUUACCGGGUUUAUCGUCUAAUUUAAGACCACUUGGGCACGACGCGGACUAUAAAUAGAAGGUGAAGUGUCCAAAUAAUAAGUAGACAGCACUCGAAGUAAACUCAAUCGCUAUCGUAUUGCACGGUGUAGUGUUAAAGUUACAAUUAGUUCACGUUAAAAACACACACAGAGAUAUACUAAACCUACACGGAAGUCUACUAUAUUGAAAGCUAAGGUCACAAAACCAUGAAGUUGUUUCUGGUCGAUUUGGUGGCGUUCUGAGCGCGACUGCUGUGGCGCUAGGAUAGCGCCCAGAACCAAAAGCUUUGAAGCUUUUCCCCUUAACCAAAAAUAUGAUGCAGCACUCUAGCUUACGUCUGGCCAUUGGUGGUCUUAUACUCCUCCUCUUUGUGCUUCAUGUUCUUAGCAAGGAGCAUGGUUCGCAUUCCCACAAACGUAGCCGUUCGGCAAAGAGAUUCUCCCGGGACUCGAAUUCGGCCCGUGAGCGGCGACCAAAUAUAAUUCUCAUUUUGACUGAUGACCAGGAUGCGGAACUGGGCUCCCUGAACUUCAUGCCGCGCACAUUGCGAAUCCUUAGAGAUGGCGGUGCUGAGUUCAGGCAUGCCUACACCACCACACCCAUGUGCUGUCCGGCGAGAUCCUCGUUGCUCACCGGGAUGUAUGUCCACAACCAUAUGGUGUUCACAAACAACGACAACUGCUCCAGUCCCCAGUGGCAGGCUACUCACGAGACGCGCUCCUAUGCCACGUAUCUCUCAAAUGCCGGCUACCGCACUGGUUAUUUCGGAAAGUAUCUGAACAAGUACAAUGGCUCCUACAUCCCACCUGGCUGGCGGGAGUGGGGUGGACUGAUCAUGAACUCCAAGUAUUACAACUACAGUAUCAACCUAAAUGGACAGAAGAUUAAGCAUGGCUUCGACUACGCCAAGGAUUACUAUCCCGAUCUGAUAGCCAAUGACUCCAUAGCAUUUCUGCGCUCCUCUAAGCAGCAGAACCAAAGGAAGCCUGUCCUACUUACCAUGAGUUUUCCGGCACCGCACGGUCCAGAGGAUUCGGCUCCACAGUACAGUCAUCUGUUCUUCAAUGUGACAACCCAUCACACUCCUUCAUACGAUCAUGCCCCAAAUCCGGACAAGCAGUGGAUCCUGCGCGUCACCGAACCCAUGCAGCCUGUCCACAAGCGUUUUACCAAUCUGCUGAUGACGAAGCGCCUACAGACCCUCCAAAGUGUCGACGUGGCUGUAGAGAGAGUUUACAACGAGCUGAAGGAACUGGGAGAGCUGGAUAAUACGUACAUAGUGUACACCUCGGACCACGGCUAUCAUUUGGGUCAGUUUGGCUUGAUCAAGGGAAAGAGUUUUCCCUUUGAGUUCGAUGUGCGAGUGCCAUUCCUCAUUCGAGGUCCAGGGAUUCAGGCCUCCAAAGUAGUCAAUGAAAUUGUGUUGAAUGUGGAUCUAGCACCCACUUUCCUGGACAUGGGUGGCGUACCAACGCCGCAGCAAAUGGAUGGACGCAGCAUACUGCCCCUGCUGUUGAGCAGGAACCGCGCUGUGCGAGACAACUGGCCAGAUAGCUUCCUUAUUGAGAGUUCUGGCAGAAGGGAGACUGCUGACCAGAUAGCCGAGUCACGAGCUCGUCUCCGAAUCGAGCGACGAAACAUGAAGCUGGUUAACAGUACGUUGCUUGAGGAUUUCCUUGAUGGAGAAGAGGAGAGUACCACCACCAUUUCGAGCAGCAGCAGCACUGCCGCCACAUUAAUGAGUUCAACUAUGCAGCAACAUGAGGAUGCAGAGGAGGAAGUGGAUACAGACAACGAAGAGGAUGAUGGAGAUGGUGAUGGUGCCAUGGACAGUUCGGCAGCUGCUUUGGAAGAGGAUGAUCUCGAGGAUGCUGCCGUUGAGGAGGGCGAUGAGGAGAUGGUCGAUCAAGAUUUUCACCAAGACAACGAUCUUCCUUUGGCUCCCUACAUUACGAAGAUGAUGCGCCUUAACUCCGAGUGCUCUGACCCAGCCCUGCUCAAGAACUGUCUUCCUGGACAGAAAUGGAAGUGCGUCAAUGAGGAAGGACGUUGGCGCAAGCACAAGUGCAAGUUCCAUCUCCAGUUGGAACAUCAGUUGGCUGCAAUGCCCCGGAAGCAGUAUCAACGCAACUGCGCCUGCUUCACCCCAGACGGAGUCGUCUACACAAAAAUCCGAGCCCCUUCCGCCGGAUUGCAUCGCGUUAACAAGCGCACUCAUCAAGGCCAUGGACGGCGGCGCAACAAGCGAGAGGUGUUCCACACAGAGUUACCUGAUGAAAUGGAGGAACUGCUGGAUCUCCACCAGGUUGUCGAUCAACUAGUUGACCACACACAUCGAAGCAAGCGAGAUUUGGCUGGAAGUAGCAAUGAGACGAUUGCUCAAGUCAUCCAGCAAAUACAGACCACUUUGGAGAUCUUAGAGAUGAAGUUCAAUGAGCACGAACUACACGGUUCCAACUCUAGUAGUAAUCCCUUUGAAAUGGGCGAAAAGUAUCACAAGUCUGGCGGUCAUCGCUGUUUUGUGGAUGCAUCCACGGGCAAAGUGAACUGCUCAAAUGUUAUUUAUGACGAUGAGAAGACUUGGCGUACUUCCCGAACCCAAAUCGAUAUGCUGAUCAAACUUUUGAAGGAUAAGAUUGGCAAGCUGAAGGAGAUGAAGAAACAGCUGAGGGAGAGCAACAAGCUGGCCGCUGGUCGAAGGAACGAUAACCGUCGGCGAAAUGAGAACACUGUACUGGACAAUGGAGCUGGACCAGAGUUCAACAUGAGCUACUUCACCGAUCCUAGCAGCACGCCAAAAACCAGCAACAUUGGCCAGAAGGAAGUUUUCCGAGGAUAUGGAAGUGGUAAUACCUUCGAUUCCAUCGAACAACCGCAGACGCAUCGCUUUGCCCCGCGUGCCGAAUGCUAUUGUGAACCUGAUGUAGGCGAGAGCCAUGCUGACUCCAAGGAAAUGGCCAGAGAGGCGCGUAGGAAGCUGAAAGAGGAACGUCAGCGUAAGAAGGAGCGUAAGCGGAUCAAGAAGGCCCGCCUGGAGAAGGAGUGCCUGUCCGAGAAGAUGAACUGCUUUUCCCAUGACAAUCAGCAUUGGCGCACUGCCCCCUUGUGGAACGACAGUCCUUUUUGCUUCUGCAUGAACGCCAACAAUAAUACCUACUCCUGCCUAAGGACCAUCAACAGCACUCACAACUAUUUAUACUGCGAGUUUACCACUGGCCUGAUUACCUUCUAUAAUCUGACCAUUGAUCCCUUCGAAACGACAAAUCGCGCGGCAGGUCUAACGCCUGGUGAGAGAUCACACAUGCACGAUGCCCUACAUCAGUUGAAGGGCUGUCGAGGACGCAGCUGCAGCAUCCGGCGACAUCAGUCCCACCUGGAGAGUGGAGCCAAUGUUCCGCUACUACCCAUCAAUCAAGUGCACCGCAACAACAAACGAAAACACACUCCCCUCGCGGCAUCAGAGGGCAACUUGGCGUUUGUGGGCUCACGACUGGACAUAGACGGCAUGCCUCCGAUGAAGAGGCGAAAGCUAUCUAAAUAUAACAGAUUGACUGGCACGCAGCAGGCGCACACAAAGCGGCGUCCCUGGAAGCAGCAGCCUCUUCAGCAGACCCCCAGAUUCUUGCCUGUGCAUUCUGUGACCCCAGCCGCGGCUUAAGUAUCGAGCUGGAUCGAAUGACCACCACACAUAUCCUAUGCGUACCUUUUGUACCUUGCUUGCCUGCUCCUGCUCUUUUGGUUUGCCCAUUUGGAUUCUUUCAUACAUAAAUAAGACUGUGUUUUUAAUCUAUCUACUUAUGUUUAGAUUCGUUUAAUCAAACUGUGUGUAGUCCAGUCCUUGCUACAUUUCGCUUGCAAUAUUUAUAGUUAGAGCUAAACGUUUGUAUUAGCUCUUAGGCCACCUAAUUUGUACAUAAAUUUACUACCGAAAUUCUACGUAAACUAAAUAAAUUAUUUAGCAAAUUGGUUAAAAGUUAAAUUAGUUUACUAUACGUAGAAAAGAGUUUUAUUAAUUCUAGCAAAUCCAAAUGAAAUUGUAUUUAUUGGCCAAUGCUAAAGUAACAAUGUUAAUCUGUAUUAGAGAACUAAAAAAACAUAUUUAUGCCGAACUAGAUACGUUUUAAUUGUUAAGUACCCCACCCGAGAAUUCCCAAAGACGUUAUGUAGCAGCCCCGCUUAAGAAAACGAACAAAUAUAUUGUAUCUGCCACGUUA